UGCUGCAAUGCACUAUAUAGACGCGUCUUUGUCUCUCUAGACAGAUUGUAGUACUGUUUUUGGGCGUGUAAGUGGAAUGGUGGAGGAGGUUGACCAUGACUCUAGUUAGGCGCAACAUAGCGAGGGCGGGAGUCUAGGCGUGAGGCUCUCCCAUGGUCCAGCCGUUGAGGCUCUGAUGACCUCCGUAUCAGCUCUCCUCCUGUCCUGCAGCAUUCCAUCCCUCUGCAUAUUGUUCCCCUUUGCUGGUUCCACCACCACCGAGCCAGGCGGCCACCAAGCGCACCUCCUCUGCUCACCGCCGCUCCGCCACGCUUGGAUCCUGACGCGGGCGCUGGACGAUCCGCCGCGCCCGGAGGCUUUGACCCUGUGGUGGAGCUCCAGCGGAACAGGUGUCCCCGCCGGGAUUUUGUACAUAAACGAGACAGGAACUAGACGAGCUCCACGAUGAAUCAGCCCUCGACAAACACUCCAAUCCUCUCUGCGGGGAGCGUGCCGUCAGCCGCUGCUUCCGCCCGAGCCACCCAAGCCCAGGCGCUGAAAAACAGUGUCCAGGCUGCGUUCAAUGGUCGGUAUUGCCGCGGCCUUACGCCUUCUCCCUUCUCCAUAAAUUUCCCGUCUUGUACCGUUACUGCCGCCCAUCUUCCUUUGCUGUUCUGGUGAUUCAUACAAAGGUCCGCUUGGAUAGAUUGCCGUUCCCGGG
Molecule: messenger RNA, 700 nt
Organism: Mytilinidion resinicola
Lineage: Eukaryota; Fungi; Ascomycota; Dothideomycetes; Mytilinidiales; Mytilinidiaceae
Exons: 1
Coding region: 176-448 (90 amino acids)
Source: RefSeq, a predicted model, not a curated record